CACAAGAGAGGAGGAGUGGAGGGAGGCUGGGCUGGUGGUUUGGUUCAAGUCUUGUUCUGUUCAUGGCAUGCAUUAACAUGUUCAAUCCGGAUCAUCCCAGCCUCCACGACGCGGCGAUGAGCCCGCGCAUGUCGUUCUCGAGCGACUUCAACAUGCAGCCGCCGCCAGCGCGCACCCCUGGCCCGCCGCCGGACUCCGACUUCGAGUUCUCCGUCGGGAGCCACCCUAUGAUGGCCGCCGACCAGCUCUUCUUCAAGGGUCGGCUUCUUCCUCUCAAGGACAACCAUCAAUGCGGAGGCCACAGGAUUACCACACUCCGCGACGAGCUCCGUGCCGACGGCAGCGGGGAGCGGCUGCCUAAGGGGUCCAUCAAGUGGAGGGGCCUCCUUGGGCUCAGGAAGACUGCGGCGAAGAAGGGUGACAAGAAGGAAGACGAGCUCCCGGGCAAGUCUCCACAGGAUCUAUGAAUCCAACGACGACGGAGCCUAAUCUCCGGUCAGGGAGGAGGUGUGCAGUAAAUAGAACGCUUCUGCUUCAUCUCACUCUGAUGCUGCUGUCGUUCGCUUGGGUGAAAAGGUUGUGGAAACUGGGAUUUGAGAGGGAGCUCCUUCGAUUUUUUUCCAAGUUAGCAGGGAUGACCGUGAAGAAACUUUGAGUCGUUCGUGUGGGGUUGGUUGGAUGGCAUUAACUCUUCCAUUAAUCUGUGCUUUGUUCUUUUGGGAAGGAAAUCCACAGCAUUUUCGGACCAGGGUGGUAUUCAGCUGUCUUCUUUCCAUAUCAGUUCCAUCUGUACAAAUCUGCGCAGCUGGAAACUUAAUGGUGCUCUGAGCCUGAGUUGAAAUCUCUGUCCAUGACUUUGAUCUGACAUCAAUCUUGCUUGGCCCCUCUAGGGUUUGGUGCUGUCCUUACCCCUGUCCUUAGAGGUGGAGCAACAGAGACUGAGAACGUGCAUGCUAAUAAUAUAUUUUGAAUCGACUCCUGUCUCCUUCAUCUCCAAAGCAAUCUUAAUUACUUAGCUGUUACACCCAGAACUGAACUCUUCUCUUCUUCCCGUCAUUGACAUCUCGAUUCAUAAUGAUAGAAGAAGACAAAGAAGUAAACUAAGUUAAGAGAGGCAGUAGGC
This is a messenger RNA of Musa acuminata AAA Group (dessert banana), 1123 nucleotides long. RefSeq lists its product as uncharacterized. The transcript is spliced from 2 exons. The coding region runs from base 63 to 467 and encodes 134 amino acids. The record is from RefSeq and is a predicted model, not a curated record. NCBI's taxonomy places the organism in Eukaryota, Viridiplantae, Streptophyta, Magnoliopsida, Zingiberales, Musaceae.